UUGUUUUUUUUUUUUUUUUUUUGAAUGAAAAAUUAUGUUGAACAAUUUUCACUAUAAUAAUAAUUUACAAUGUCUUUCCCAUUGACCGCAACGACGGUUACAUCAGCAAUGACGACAAUAACAUCAGCUAUAACAACGCAACAACAUUAUCAUCUAAAUAGUCACCAUCAUCAUCACCAUCACCAUCCGGUUCACCAAUAUCUCAAUCAUCACCAUACUACACAACAUCCUCUUUCGUUUGAUUUGAUUGGUGGUGGUGGUAGUGGUGGUCAACAACACCAACAAUCCAAGAAUACAAGAACGUUAUUAUUAGAUGACCAACCACUAAUGAUGAUGACGGCGAGGAAUCAGUCUAAUCAUUUGAUACAAAUGAUGAAUUUUGACCCAAAUAACAAUAAUAACCCAACUGUUGACCAAAAUCAAGUGCCAACAAUCAUGUUACCCACAACGACACCGACGACAACACCGCCACCUCAACCACGCUCGAUUGACAUAAAACGCAAUGAACACCGUACAACUGUACCGAUUAGAAAACAAUCAGUGUUUGUUGCACCAGCAGGUAUAUCAUCCGCUAUACAGCAGCAACAACAACAACAACAACAACAAAUACAUCAUAGGCCAACCGAUCAGGAUAUAUCUGAACAUAUAAACAAAUUGAUUCAGGAAAAUAAAGCAAUCGUAGGCGAAUCAAGUCAAUUAUCAUCGUUGAGUCAUGUUGGUGGUUUCUUUCAAUCAUCAUCACCAAUAAUGAUGGCUACCUCUUCAUAUGAUGCAUCUAAUCAUCUUCAUCACCAACGUCGAUCGAUCACAAAUUCAUCAUCACCAUCAUCAACUAGCCGUAACCCUAAUCAUCAUCAUCAACAACAGCCAUAUUACCCAUUACGACGUCAUUCAUCAUCAUCAUCAUCAUCAUCAUCAUUAACAACAACAACAACAACAAGAACAACGGGUGAUCCACAUCAAAAAUCGUUGCAAUAUUCUCGUUUACAAUCAGCUUUAUUGGGUGACAAAUGUUUAUUGUUGGAAAAUGAAAAUCAAUCAACAAAGCUAAAUGACCACCACCACCAUCAGCAACAACAACAACAAUUUUCGUUUCAUCCAUCAUCAUUAUACAUGACUCAAUUUCCAACAACAGCGACAACAACCAUUGCACAGCCAUGGAUCAUGUCUGCAACGCCAACGGUUAUUGGUUAUGAUCCACCAUCAUUCAAUCAUCAUCACGAUGUUAUGAAAAAAUAUUCGGAUAACCUUCUUUCAACAUGGUCUCAACAAUAUGCAGCUGCUCUUGCUGCUUCUCCGGUACCAGUUUUGCCCACAAAUCAUACUACCACGGUCACACAAUCUCCCACAAUGAAUUCAUCAUCUUCAUCGUCACAUAGCCUAUUUCCGUCACUAUUUGAACCAUCACAACAUCAUUCACCAUCAUUGAUGAAAUUGACUGGACGUAGUGAUAUGUGCAAUCAAAAAUCCGUGAUAAUCAAUGCAACAUCAUCACGUACUGGUACGAUACAUCAAAAUUAUCUAUUCGACACACAAACAUCAGCUGGAAUGAACAACGGAUCAUCAUCGUCAUCAUCAUCAUCGCCAUCAUCAUCAACUGGUGAUCCGAAAAAUUGUUUAGUGAGAAAUUUAUUGCUCAAUUCGAGUGGAAGCAAUCCGAAUGCCAAUAACCAGAAUUCGGUUAGCCAAACCAAGAAUGGUUCAUCACGAGCAUUCAACAAUGACAACAGUGGUCAGCAAUCACCAUCUCCAACAUUGACUAUUAAUGAUAAUCGACCAAUGGCGAUGACUGAUCAUCAUUCAAAAAAUGGUCAGAAAUGUAUAAUCAAACAUCUUUUGCUCAAACCUUCAUCGUCGGAUAAAAACAGCAAGCAUAGUGCUGAACCAACAUUGAUUUCAACAAAAACAACAACAGCGAUGACGACGACGACGACGACGACGACAUUGAACAAUCUAUCCGAUUCACAUUUACCACCACGAAAACGAAGCCGUUGUUCAGUAUCGAAUCCUUCAUUGAAUCCAACAUGUAAUGCUCAACAACAAUUGGAAACGACCAUACAACAACCACCACCACCACCACCACCACCAUCACAACAUCAAUUACUACUUUCACCAGCUAUGCAUACCUGUAAAUUUUGUGCGGUUCCCUUUCGUCAGGAACAGAAUCUUGAAAUUCAUCAGAAAUAUUAUUGCUGUGGUGGUGAACAACAACAACAACAACAGCAAAAACAACAGGUUGUAUCGGACAGUGAAACGAGUAACAAACAUUCGGAAUCGAUUGCAUCAACAACGUCAUCGAUUACAAAACAACAACCACAACAGCAGCAACAGCAGCAACAACAACAACAACGGGAACGUAAAGUAUGCGUUCUGGAACGGCCAUCAAUCAUAAGCUAUACGGCCGCCAUAAAUCGACGACAAGAUUCAAACAAUAACAAUGAUGAUUCGAACCAAUUUUCCAUUCCAUCGUCAUCUGCAUCAUAUAAUUUCGGAAAUAUUCUUAAAUCCAAAUUACUCUCCGGUUUCAAUUCGGAUAACAUUUAUGACGAUGAUGGUGAUGAUGAUUAUGAUGAUGGUGAUGAGACAACAUAUCAUUGUCCAAGACAUGAAAAACAACAUUCAAACAAUGAUGCUGAAACACGACAACAUUCAACAUCAUCAUCAUCGAUUGGAUUGAAAAAACGGAAAAUAUCUGAGCCGGCAUUUCGUCAUUGGUCAUCAUCUAGAUAUUAUGAUUAUAACAAUGACACAAAACGAGAAUCAGCCGUCAACGAAUAUCGAGACUCAAUUUUACAAAAUAUCCAACAACAACAACAUGAAACGUUGAUACCGGCAAUGGAGAUAAUACCAGCCUAUAUGCCAUAUUUGAUGCGUCCACCAACCAAAAUCACACUCAAAGGUCCAAUAUUGUUUCCAGUGUUGCAGAAUCUACUCGACACUCGUACUAAUUAUGAAUUCGCAUUGGACAAUGAUGAUAAACAACAACAACAACAACAACAACAAGUAACAACCAAGGAUGAUACGAAAUUUAUCGUCAAACAAAAAGAGGAAAUCAUACUGGAUGAAAUUGUCCGACAAUUAAUGGACGACAUGUUGAUGGAAUUGGAUCAUGGCGAACAAAUGAACCUAUUGAUGGCCGAUCUAUUGGAAGCUGUGGAUCGUGGCCAACAAUGUAUGGAAUUGGCGAAAAAAUCAUUACAACGACCAACAACGUUAGCGUUGAAUUUAAAUGAUCAUCAGCAGAAACAAUUGUCGAAUGGACGAAAACUAUCGAUACUGAUCAAUCAAUGUUCAAUGAUAGACACAAAUACUAAUCACAACCACAAUGGUAGUACUAACAGUGUUGACUGUGGUGAUUUUGGACGACAAAUAAAAUUAAUGCCAUCCACCUUGAUAUCGCCGGAUACACCAAGAUCACAACAAAAGUACCAGCAAUUAUUUCUUGAUGGUAACGCCUAUUCGAACCUAGGACUAAAAGUAUCAUUACGGCCAACGUAUUGUUGCAUUUAUCGCUUACAACCAAUGUAUGUUAUGCAAGAAGCAAAUCCACAAUUGUCAAUGUAUUCACAAUGGGCAACACAUCCCGUACCUGAAGGACACGUGUUGCAUACACUUGAAUCACCUUGUCAAUUAUUAUCAGCAUAUGAUUCAAAUGAGGCGGUCUUUCACCAUCACCACAAUAUAACGCAAACAAUGAACCGAACAUCAUCAUCAUCAUUGACAACGGUAGCGACCGUAAAUGUCGACAACGACGAUCAGCCGCCAACCAUAAUCGUCAAGGAGGAGCAACACCAACAACACAAACAACAACCACAACAGCAGCAAUCAACAUCAUCAUCAUCUUUGUCAUCUUGCAAACAAAAGGGAUCUAUACAGGAAUUUCUUGAUACGGUCAAAUCACGUUCAAGUCAUAUGAUGAACAGUGAUGUACUGAACCACAGCAAAACUUCAUUCACAAUCAGACUAACUGAGCGGACAUUGAAAACCAUCAUCUGGUCAAUCGAUUCCGGUAUUGUUGAUCGUAUUUGUGAUUCCCUAACACGUAUGCAUUACAUAUCCACACAUUCCAAUUAUUAUCACCAUCAAAAACAACAACAACAACAGCAACAAAAACGUAAAUCGAUAAAUCAAUCCUCUUGGAAUCGAUCACAUCGAAAAUCGUCACGUGUUUCAUUUACACUUGUGACCACCACCACAGCACCAAACAAUAUGAUUUUUGGUUCCGUGAACAAUGAAGAAAACAACAAAACAUCCAAAGUGAAUGAAACAACAACAACAGCAAAAAGAAAAAAUUGCUCGAAUCAAUCUGGAAUGACUGGCAACAUAUCCAACAAUCCAUAUCUAACGAUGCAUCCAAUGCUCGGUCAUUUGCCGGAUAAACAAGCUGUAAUGUACAUCAUGAUGAUGUCACAGAUACCGCCGAAAUUGGCGGCACCAAAUGUACAGCAGAUAAUGUCGUCGACAACCACCAAUUUGGCGUCAAGAAAAUUUUCCGAAUGCAUCGGCGUGAAACAAAAACAAUUUUAUCCUCAUUCACUAUACGAUGCUUGUAACAAUGAUCACUGGCACCGUUUGAUGGCCAGUUCAUCCACCAAUGAUGAUGGCUCAUUACUACUACCGAAAAGAAUCAAAAUUUUUGAAGGUGGUUUCAAAUCGAAUGAAGACUAUACUUAUAUUCGUGGCCGUGGUCGUGGUAAAUAUGUUUGUGGUGAAUGUGGUAUCCGUUGUAAGAAACCGUCAAUGUUAAAGAAACACAUUCGGACACAUACUGAUCUACGUCCAUAUUCAUGUCGUCAUUGUUCAUUCGCAUUCAAAACAAAAGGAAAUCUAACCAAACACAUGAAAUCGAAAGCACAUCACAAAAAAUGUGUGGAACUAGGCAUCCUACCUGUGCCAACAUGCAUUGAUGAUUCUCAAAUUGAUUUAGAGGCAUUAGCUAAACAAGAACAAUAUGAACUAAAUCGUCCCGAUUCAAAUUGUGCCACUAAUCGAUUGUUACAUUGCUCAAAUGAUGACGAUGAAUUUGAUGACGAUGAUGACGAUGAUAUGUUCGACGAUGAUGAAUUGGAUGAUGACGAUCAAGGUGUUCCAAUCGAAACGCAACAACCAAAACAACAACCAACAAACAGAUUGACCUAUGUAGAACCCGGACAAUUUGAUGAUGCCAUCAACGAUGAUGAUAUGCUGAAACAUUCAUCAAAUGCUGAGAAAAAACAAAAAACCGAUACUAAUACUAAUAAUCAAGUGGAAACGACAAGACAACGAAAAAUAUCCAUUGUUGAAAGCGAACACCAUACAAUCCCGUCAACAUUACCAUCAAUUAUGAAAUCAAUGGUGGAAGAAAACAAAAAUGAAAAUCCACCACAAACACCACCAACCACAACAGCAAUGACAACAGUUGGUCACAAUGAAAAUGAAACUGAGGCCAUCCACAGUCUGUUGAUAUUAUCAUCGGGUGCAACAGCUUCGAAUCGUGAUGAUUGUCCAAGAUCAUCAUUAAAACAACAACCAAAUGAAUCAAAAUUGACACAAAAUUACAACAAAAUUAUGCAGCAACAACCACAGUCAUCACUUGUUGCAUCAUCCAGUUUAUAUCCUGCAACAGCAAAUCAACGAUCUUUAUCAAAAUUUAUGCCAGAAUUUUAUGGCUACGAUACGGCCUUAUUAAAACCGAUAAUAAAUGAUUCCGUUGAUUCCAUGAAGAUAAUGAUCAAUGGUCCAUCACCACCUCUUCCUCCUCCACCACCACCACCACCACCAGCACCAGCACAAUUACAACCACAGUCAAAUCAAUAUCGUCAACCAAUGAGUCAUCCAACAAGUGUGAUCAUCACUAAUCAUCAAUCGAUACAGCAUCAUGCCCCAACAGUGGAUACAAGUCCUAGAAAACGAAUUCGUACAACAUCAUUGGGCGACUCUUCGAUGACAUUCGAAACGCCAAACAUUAUUGUUUCACCACCUGAACCAUCGCCAGAAAUAUCAUCAAAGUCGCCUAUUGUUUUGUCAACCAUCAUUUCGAAUGAAUGUCCAAACGCAAACAUUGUUCAUCAUCAAUCUCAAAAUAAUAAUAAUAAUAAAUUAUUGCAGAAAAUUUUUUCCAGUGUUCAACAACAACAACCAUCAGCUGAUUCAAAAUCAAUUCAUAUGAUGACAAAACAACAGCUUGUAUAUCAUGGUCAACCAUUACUUGUUCGGCCGUCAUCAUCAUCAUCAUCAUCAUCAUCACCAUCACCAUCACCAUCACCAUCGACAAACGCUGCUUGUUCACCAGUAGCAUUACCACCGAUUGUGGAACAAUCAUUGAAUCGCUAUGUUGUGGCUAAUAAUAUCGCUGAAUCUUCACAUUCAACUCCACAACAAGACGAACCGAUUGAUUUAUCAUCGAAAAAAUCAUCAUCCAACAUUGGUGCUAGCAGUCUCAACCAACCUCAAUCAAAUAAUGAUAUCAAUCGUGCAACACCAGAAAAACCAACGAAAAUAUCAUCGACUACUAAACUUGCCGACCAUGUGCGACAAUCAUUUUCCCCAUUAUCACAAAUGGAACCCUCAUCAAACGUUGUCCAUCACAUUGAUACUACGAAUGGUGGUGGCCAUCAAUUGUAUCAAAAUGUCCGCCGUGAAGAAUUUGCUCAUCUAACACCGGGUAUUCAAUCACCACAUUCAUUGCCACGUGUUAUCAUGAUUGCUAGUAAUAAGACAUCAUCAACUGGUGGUGGUGGUGGUUCACAACAGCAACAAUGUUCACCAGCAUUAACCAAUUCAGCAAUGAUGAUGAAAACAAUGGCCAAAAGUCCAACCAACUAUGUUGAUGGCGGCAAACCAACAUGUCCUACUUGUAUGAAACAGUUCACUAAACCGGAACAAUUACGUUUACACUAUAAAAUCCAUUCAUUUGAACGUCUUUUUCGUUGUGAAUCGUGUGCCGUAAGUUUUCGCACCAAAGGUCAUCUCCAGAAACAUGCACGUUCAGUAUCGCAUAUGAAUAAAUUGAAUAUGAACAUAACAUUUGGCCGACCAUCGGUGGAUAAUCCUCGUCCAUUUAAAUGUUCAUAUUGUAAAAUUGCAUUCCGUAUACAUGGCCAUCUAGCCAAACAUCUUCGAUCGAAAGCUCACAUCAUGAAACUUGAGUGUCUGGGUAAAUUACCAUUCGGAAUGUUUGCCGAAAUGGAACGUAACAAUAUUAAUCCAGGCCUCAUUGAUACUUCGGAUUGUGGUAGUGCAUUGGAAACACUACAAUCAUUGGCACAAAAGUUAUAUGAUCCAAGACAAAUGUGUUGGAACAAAAAUGUCAUCAUUGAUGAUAUCGAUAAAAACAACAACAACAACAACAAUAAUAAUAAUGACGAAUCGAGUAGUAGUAAUGGUGGUUGCAAUCAAGACGAUUCAGAUUCUGGUGCCAUAACAGAAGAAUAUCCAUAUGGCGAUGAUGACGAGGAUCAUUCAACAUCACCAGAUCAAAAAUGCAACAAAAUAGCAACUACUACUACUACUAAUACUACUAAUAAUACUGGUACUACUACUAUGUUUGCAUCAUCGAUUAAUAUGGCGCCUACAACCCGAUCAUCAUCAUCCACAUUGAAUGGUACCAUUGCAGCGACACGUUCAAACACUUGUCAUAUUUGUUUUCGUCUAUUCAAAGCGGCCAAAUUUCUUCAGGUUCAUCUUUACAGUGAACAUGCUGAUGAAAUGAAUAAAAUCAACAACACUACUACUAGCAAUACUUGUGACACAAUGUCCCAUUCCAACGGAAAUGGUUGAAAUGCUUUUGUUUGUAAAAUAUUUUUAUGUUUGCAACGAUAAUUUUUUUUCAUUUUUCCAUUACCCACAUUUGUUGAUUCAAUUUUAAUUGC
Messenger RNA from Dermatophagoides farinae (American house dust mite), 7850 nucleotides. RefSeq names its product zinc finger protein schnurri (gene shn). Gene Ontology annotation, biological process: regulation of transcription by RNA polymerase II. The record is from RefSeq and is a predicted model, not a curated record. Gene Ontology annotation, molecular function: RNA polymerase II cis-regulatory region sequence-specific DNA binding; DNA-binding transcription factor activity, RNA polymerase II-specific. Gene Ontology annotation, cellular component: nucleus. Lineage: Eukaryota; Metazoa; Arthropoda; Arachnida; Sarcoptiformes; Pyroglyphidae.